Aureobasidium melanogenum CBS 110374 is the source of this 1866-nucleotide messenger RNA. Its product is annotated as SET domain-containing protein. Gene Ontology annotation, cellular component: nucleus. Gene Ontology annotation, biological process: peptidyl-lysine monomethylation. The coding region runs from base 1 to 1866 and encodes 621 amino acids. NCBI's taxonomy places the organism in Eukaryota, Fungi, Ascomycota, Dothideomycetes, Dothideales, Saccotheciaceae. The record is from RefSeq and is a predicted model, not a curated record. Gene Ontology annotation, molecular function: protein-lysine N-methyltransferase activity. The transcript is spliced from 2 exons.
AUGGACGCUUUUGAGAAGUGGUUCAGAGAGAAUGGUGGCUACCUACAUCCAUCAGUCCAGUUUGCCCAAGAUGCUGAACACGGCUCUCAUUUCCGAGCCACCGCAAGCAUUGCGCCUAGUACACACAUUCUCACAGUACCUCAUAAUCUGGCAUUGUCGAAUCUGAAUGCCCAGGUGGACGAUGAUUUCCCCGUUUUCAGAACCCACGCGCAGAAAUUCACUGUGCAAAGUCUUGGCUUCUUCUAUUUGAUGGCGCAGUGGCUGAACAAGGACAAGUCUUUCUGGAAGCCUUAUCUGGACAUUCUGCCCUCUCCUGAACAAGGUUUCGAAACUCCUAUGUUCUAUGGUGAAGACGAUCGGCAAUGGCUGGAAGGCACAGAUCUCCACGCAUCCGUGCUUGGUAGAGAGGCUGCUUGGAAGAAGUAUUGGGAGGAUGGAUUGCAGGUUAUGCAAUCUGCUAGCAUGGACGUAACAGAUUAUACGUGGGAACUUUUUAGAUGGGCUGCCACAGUGUAUUCAUCACGCAGUUUCAAUGGCUCGACCGUUACGCCGAAAGAUGGUCAAUCCUGGACCGCCUACAAACAUACCUCGAGUGGUACCCAAACCGUCCUCCUGAACCAGAACGACUACCCUGAGGACUGGAAGACAUUUUCUGUCCUCUUCCCAGGCAUGGACACCGGGAAUCACAACCCAAAUGCUCGUGUAGACUGGGCUUACGACCCUGAUAGCUUCAGUCUGACCAUCUCUGAAGCUGUCCAAUCCGGCUCGCAAAUCUACAACAACUAUGGUCCCAAAUCAAGCGAGGAGCUGCUGAUGGGUUAUGGUUUCUGUGCACCGAACAAUCCUUACGACGGACUACUCCUGGCCAUGAGACCUCCACCACCACCACUACAACAAAUGCUGAGUAUCACACAUUUUCAGUACUUCAAGACUUCAGGAGAGUGGAAUUCUGAGGCUGCAACAUUCCGUCUGCUACGAGCAAAGUUGCAGGAAACAAGCAAUGCUAGCCCUUUCGACCAAGCGUGGGGAUGUGUUCCUGCACCUCUAGCCGAACUUUUCUGUUAUGUUGUAAAAUUGGAGAGAGGUGUCGAUGUAGCUCCUAUCGAGGAUGCAGAAGAAUAUCUCUACCACGGCAAUGGCAAACGCUACUUGCCUCGUAUCGCACUCUACAUCAUGAUGUCUCUCAUCCCCAAAACCAGCAAGCUAGAAGAAGCCAAUGAGAGGCUUCCCACUCAGCCGACAAACCACCGCCAGGCAUCCGUCAAGAUCUACAGAGACAUGCAAUAUGAAGUCAUCAACACGGUUCAAGAGCGCAUGGCUUCAUACCUCAAAGACCUACAACCAGAAACCGUUGCAUCCUCUGCUGGCUCCGCGAUUUGGACCUUGGAAGACGCUCUUGAACUUCUAGAAAUGGAGAUGCCUGCUGCCCACAAGUCCUUCAUGUCUGGCGUCAAGUACGUAACAGGCACCACAAAACUGCGCAAAUUGCGUGGCUCGGAACACGAAGAAUACCUCUGGACGAUCCUUCUCUGCUUCAUCUACCUCGCCUACACAUCCCAGCCUGCCACAGAAACCCCUGGACUCAUAAGCAGAUGGAUGCAGUCACUAAUCAACGAAUACGGCGAACCCGAGCUCACAGCCGGGGAAGCUGAUGAGGAGGCCGACGAAGAAGCAGCAGAGUACCUCGAUCGCGUCAAGAAAGCUGCCAUGUUCUUGCCUGGUUCUCCAUGGACCAAUGCAGCUUGGACAUCAGACUUUGUGUUGGACUUUGGAAUGAGAAUAUCAAAGUCUCAAGGUACUUAUAUGGAUAUUGGUGAUGAAGAGGUUGGUGAGGAUUUGAGAUAUGUUGUGUACUUGCACGUUUGA